AUGCCAGUGUUGUUUGCAAAGAAAAAGGAUGGUUCUAUGAGGUUGUGCAUUGAUUAUCAAAAAUUGAAUCAUGCAACUAUUAAGAAUAAGUAUCAUUUAUUGCGGAUUGAUGAUUUGUUUGAUCAGUUGAGGGGAGUUAUUUGCUUUUCCAAGAUUGAUCUGAGAUCUGGUUACUACCAGUUACGAGUUCAGGACGAGGAUAUUCCGAAGAUAGCUUUUCGUACGUGGUAUGGUCAUUAUGAGUUCCUUGUGAUGCCUUUUGGUUUGACGAAUGUGCCAGCAGCAUUCAUAGAUUUGAUGCACCGUGUCUUUGACAGAUAUCUGGACCAAUUUCUGGUAGUGUUUAUAGAUGACAUUUUGGUGUUUGUGAGGAACUUUUCUCGCUUAGCUGCUCGGAUGACCCGAAAGGGGAUUAGAUUUGAUUGGACUAAAGCUUGUGAGUCGUCUUUUCUGGAGUUAAAGACUAGAUUGACUACAGCUCCAGUAUUGGUGAUACCUAAGCGUGGCUUGGGUUAUGUUGUCUUUUGUGAUGCUUCUCGGGAUGGUUUGGGCUGUGUGUUGAUGCAGGGUGGUAAGUAUCAUCUGGGUAAGGCGAAUGUGGUAGCAGAUGCCUUAAGCCAGAAAUCUCAUGGAGUUGUGGCUGGGUUAGCCAUUCGAAAAUGGAAGAUGUUGGAGGAUCUAACAGAGAUGGGAUUACAGUGUUGUGAUGAUAAUAUUAGUUAUGAGACAGUUUUUCUGUUUAGUCUUGUGGUUCAACCUACUCUUGUUACACGGGUGAUUGAGGCACAGAGACAGGACUCAAAUUUAGCUGCCAUUCAUCAGUUGAUUUUAGGUGGGGACACAGUAAAGGACUGGACCUUACACACGGAUGGUGGCUUACAGUUCAGAGGUUUACUUGUGGUUCCUACGGUUUGUCGGGAGGAUGUGUUACGGGAGUUUCACACUUCUCGUUUUACUGUGCAUCCAGUUGGUACUAAAAUGUAUCAUAAUUUGAAAUGCCAGUAUUGGUGGAAUGGGAUGAAGGCAGAUGUAGCUCAGUUUGUUGCAACCAUUGCCAGUAGCACAGUGGAAAUGGGAAUGUAUUGCUAUGGAUUUUGUGAUAGGACUUCCGAGUCGAGCAUUGAGAUGGCUCCUUUUGAGGCAUUGUAUGGUAGGCCUUGUCGUUCUCCUGUUUGUUGGACUGAGGUGAGUGAGAUAGCCGCCUUAGGGCCAGACAUUGUCUUGGAAACCACUGAAAAGAUUAAGUUGAUUCGACAGCGGUUGUUGACUACUCAGAGCCGACAAAAAAGUUACGCAGAUAGACAGAGACGACCAUUAUCCUUUGAAGUGGGAGACCACGUGUUUCUCAAGGUUUCUCCACGAAAAGGAUUGCUACAAUUUGGAAAGAGUGACAAGUUAUCACCUCGUUUCAUUGGGCCAUUUGAGAUUUUGGACCGAGUGGGCGAGGUUGCUUACAGAUUGGCAUUGCCACCACAGAUGGACAAGGAUGUUUCUUACGAGGAGGGACCCGUUCAGAUUCUUGACACUCGGGACAAAGUGUUAAGGGGUAAAACGGUGACUCUCGUGAAGGUUUUAUGGCGACAUCACAGUGUUGAGGAGGCUACGUGGGAACGGGAACAGGAUGUUCAUUCUGCGUAUCCGAGUUUGUUUUCUUCCUCAGGUCAUGGCACGGAUGGUGUGGAGGGUGUUCCUCCUCAGCUGUAG
Molecule: messenger RNA, 1704 nt
Organism: Cornus florida
Lineage: Eukaryota; Viridiplantae; Streptophyta; Magnoliopsida; Cornales; Cornaceae
Exons: 6
Coding region: 1-1704 (567 amino acids)
Source: RefSeq, a predicted model, not a curated record